Molecule: messenger RNA, 342 nt
Organism: Blumeria graminis f. sp. triticale
Lineage: Eukaryota; Fungi; Ascomycota; Leotiomycetes; Helotiales; Erysiphaceae
Source: the annotation of a GenBank genome assembly
AUGCACAUCUACUGCUCGCCACCAAGAUUCGGGCGCGGGAGCGCCCAGGUAAAAACUAUACAUGGAAGCGAUCGGGGUAGCGACAGCAUAAGCCCCUGGAAUAUAAGUGCUAGCCGCAAGGGGUUGGGUACCACUCAGCGUAUAUGCAACAGCAUCGAGUGUACAGGUGUAUCUCGAGUGUCACUAAAGGAUGUCACGGAUUCUAGGACAGGUGCUGGAGCAACUAUGUGGUUGAUGGUAGUAGAUAAUAAUUCUAAGGAGAGAACUACUACAAGAUCUAUCUACACAUGUAUAUAUACAAAAGAGCCUCAUGUUCUACGACGUCAUUGCACUAUCAAUUGA